AUGAACACCAACCUGCAAGCCGCUCUAGACGAGGCGAACAAGUGUAUAAAGCGCCAGAAGCUAUGUGCCUCCAAGAGCGAUGCGGUUUUGGACAAGAUAAUAGGCAUGGUGACGGCCGCCCAGAAAGAACUAGAGAAUUUUGCUGAGGGCUCGGACCCGGAGGCCACCAUAACGAGUUUACACAAGGGCAUAGAGGAGGCGGGUCUUUUUAAGGAGAUGAACUCUUCCACCAAAGACCUCCAUACGUCUGUUGCCAAGCUGGGAAAGGCCUUAGAGCGAGCCUUGGACAUGGAUGCGGACAUCUGCCGGGCGCUGCGGCCAUGUCCAGCUCUCAAGGAUGACCCCGGGCUCCUGGCCCGUGUCGUGGCGGAGCACUUCUAUCGGGAGGGGCGCUUUGAGCUUGGGGACACGCUGGCCUCGGAGGCAGGGCUGAUGGACGCGGAGGAGCUGCGAGCACCGUACGCCGCCAUGCACACCGUGCUGGAACAGAUCCGGGUGCACAACCUGGAUCCCGCGUUGCAAUGGGCAGUGGAGCACCGCUCCCAUCUGAGUCCGGAUGGCGGCCCCUCAGCCUUCGAGUUCCGUCUCCAUCGUCUCAAGUUCGUGCAAGUGCUGCAGUCUCAGGGCCGCACCGCAGCCCUGGCCUACGCCAAGCGCCACUUCGGGCCCCAUGCGUCGCGGCACUUACAGGACAUCCAACGGCUCAUGGCAGCGGCGGGGCCGGCGGCAGCAGCAGCGUCGCACCCUUAUGCGGACCUGAUGUCGCCCUCUUGUUGGGACGCAGCGGCGCGGGAGUUCGCAAAGCAAGCGUGCAGCCUCAUGGGGCAGGCAUCGGAGAGCCCGCUGACCACGGUGGUGGCGGCUGGUUCGGUGGCGCUACCGGCGUUGCUCAAGAUGGCGGCUGUCAUGGAACGCAACUCGCAGGAUUUGCGUACAGUGGAUCAGCUGCCGGUGGAGAUCGAGUUGGGCUCGGAGUUUGUGUUCCGGUCCAUCUUUGCCUGUCCCGUCUCGCGCGACAUGUCCACUCCCGACAACCCGCCCAUGCUGCUGCCGUGCGGCCAUGUGCUAUGCGAGCAGUCGGCGAGCAAACUGGCCAAGGCGCGUGCGAGGCCCUUCAAGUGCCCCUACUGCCCACAAGAGGCCCGGUUGGAUGCACUCAAGCCGCUGACGUUUCCCAGAGUGGAUUAA
Messenger RNA from Volvox carteri f. nagariensis, 1188 nucleotides. RefSeq lists its product as uncharacterized. Gene Ontology annotation, molecular function: ubiquitin protein ligase activity. The coding region runs from base 1 to 1188 and encodes 395 amino acids. Gene Ontology annotation, cellular component: nucleus; GID complex; cytoplasm. NCBI's taxonomy places the organism in Eukaryota, Viridiplantae, Chlorophyta, Chlorophyceae, Chlamydomonadales, Volvocaceae. The record is from RefSeq and is a predicted model, not a curated record. Gene Ontology annotation, biological process: proteasome-mediated ubiquitin-dependent protein catabolic process. The transcript is spliced from 7 exons.